UAGAGAAAUUAUAGGCACAGGCCCAAAGUCAUUUGAACUAUUGUACGCUAUAUCAAGAGACGGAUGUUACGCAACAACUUUUCACGAGAAAUGUGACAAGCAGGGACCCACUGUGACAGUUCUUUAUAAUAACAAGGGCUCUGUGUAUGGUGGAUACAACCCGUCAAACUGGAACUCUAGUAGUGGUGAAUAUAUUUCAAGUAAUGAGGCAUUUCUCUUCCAGUUAUACUUUAGCGGGAAAGAGAAAGCAAUGAAAUUUCCUGUGAAACAAGAUAAAACUUGGUAUGCAACAAACAGCAAUUUAUCUUACGGUCCAACAUUCGGUGGUAGGUAUGAUCUUCAUACAUUCAACGGAACAGUAAAUACGAAUAGCUUCGGAAAAUUCUUCCCUUUGAAUGGAUCUGCAAAGUUUGGACAUAGCUACGAUAUGCAGGGUGUUCAUGCUGAUGACAUCAACAAUGGAAACCUCAAUGUUAUUGAAUUGGAAGUAUAUAAAGUAACAUUAAGGAAGCCAUGGCGUAGUCACGACAACUGGGAUACAAAGGAGUUUGAAAGGCUUAAGGGGGCGAUACUUGCAUUUACGCCGAUUCCUGACCUUUCAAUUAGCAAAGUUCGUGUUGCAAUGAUAGGUCCAGUGGGUGCUGGGAAAUCCAGCUUUUUCAACACAAUUGAUUCCAUAUUCCAUGAACGCAUAACAUGGAGGGCGUGUAGUAGUAGCGCUGAACAUAGUGUAACUGCUGGGUACGUACCUUACACCAUUAGACCUAACUCGGGUGGCUCUCCAAAUUUCAUCCUGUGCGACAUGCCUGGCCUAGAGGAAUCGGUCGGUCCUGAUGUAAACGACUGUUGUCACAUUCUUGAUGGACAUAUUCAAGAUUUUCAUCUGUUUAACCAGGAAAAGGAAUUGACGCCUAAAGCUGAUAAAUCUAAAGUUGAACCAACUAAAAAUAGGAUCCACUGUGUUAUAUUUGUACUUGACGCUACAACACUUGAUACUGUUUCAGAGAAAGUCAUUGAAAAGAUGAAACAAUUUCAAAGGUUAAUGAACGAAAGAGAAAUUCCUCAACUCAUUGUACUGACAAAAAUAGACAAAAUCUGCAAUGACGUGGAGAGGGAUUUUUCAUUUACCUACAAGAGCUGGGCUGUAGAAGAGCAUGUUAAAAAAGCCUCACAACUUCUGGGCCUGUCUCAAACUAAAGUAUUUCCGGUUAAGAACUACAAGGAGGAGACAAAACUUGAUAACAAUGUCAACAUACUUGCAUUGUUGGCUUUGAGUCGCAUUUUAGAAUCUGUAGAAGACUAUAUGCUCAACCUACUGGAUCGACAAGUAUUUGGCCAAAUUGACUUAAAGAAAAACCAAGCUACUCCAUUAUAGACCGCUUGGUUAGAACAAAAAGAGAAACAAUACAUGUACAUGUCAUUCCAUGUAAAUUGAUAAACAUUUGAGCUGCGUCACGAUAAAACCAACAUAGUGCGUUUGCGACCAGCAUGGAUCCAGACCAGCCUGCGCAUCCGCGCAGUCUGAUCAGGAUCCAUGCUGUUCGCUAUCAGUUUCUCUACUUGUAAUAGGGUUUGUAAGCGAACAGCAUGGAUCCUGAUUAGACUGCGCGGAUGCGCAGACUGGUCUGGAUCCAUGCUGGUCGCAAACCCAUUAUGUUGGUUUUGUCGUGACGCGGCUCAUUUAAUUUCUGAAUAUAAGGAUAAUAGCCACACAAAUUUGAUAGAAAUACCAUACGUGUUUAAAUAGUUAUAUCAUUUCAUAUGCUACAUUUUAUGAUAACCAAAUAAUAUCAUUUUUAGAAGACAUGCGCUGCAAAAGUCGUAUAUUCCUGGGCUGGACUUAUUUGUGUAUUUAAUGCUUUAAUACAUCUACUGAAGACUUAGUCAUGCUCAAUUAAUGUUAUUGUUUUAAACAAGAACUUGUGGCGUAAUUAUCAUUCACAUUGCUUAUUAUUCACACAAACUAUUUUCUUAGAUAGCAGCUAGAUAGAAAUAUUUGUUCAAAGUUUAUUUUUCGUAUUAAUUUCUUAUUAAUUCAGAAGAGAACUCGAUUC
Messenger RNA from Ruditapes philippinarum (Manila clam), 2054 nucleotides. RefSeq names its product interferon-induced protein 44-like. The record is from RefSeq and is a predicted model, not a curated record. The transcript is spliced from 6 exons. Bases 251 to 1375 code for a protein of 374 amino acids. Lineage: Eukaryota; Metazoa; Mollusca; Bivalvia; Venerida; Veneridae. Gene Ontology annotation, molecular function: GTP binding.